Messenger RNA from Podospora pseudocomata, 2136 nucleotides. RefSeq lists its product as uncharacterized. The record is from RefSeq and is a predicted model, not a curated record. Lineage: Eukaryota; Fungi; Ascomycota; Sordariomycetes; Sordariales; Podosporaceae. The transcript has a single exon. The coding region runs from base 1 to 2136 and encodes 711 amino acids.
AUGAUGGAAACCGCGAGCUUGCAGCUCCCUAAAACGGGCGGCAAGUCUCGCUUCUCAAAGGCCCUCCCCGUCCCUCCUUCUUUGCCUGCUCUUGACUUCGACACGGACUCGUUCGGGUCUGACCUCCCACUGCCUCCGCCACCAAAGAAGGACCUGCCCAAGACACCUGUUGCUGGAGCCCCCCUUCCCAUCAUCAAGAAGCCCGUACCGGCCGCAAAGGACUGGGACACCAGGAGCACCUUCACAACCAAGACUGCUUAUACCAUGGCUGCCGUUGCUCAGCCUCCCCCAGAUUCACCUCUCCCGCGCCUGCCUGCAAAGUCUCCCGGACUCCCACCCCCGAUGAGUGUGCCACGCCGACGGCCCGUCGCCUCCCCGACUGUUGCAAGCCCCUCGGGUCCGGCCCCGACAUCUAUCCCAAGCCCGACGUUGCCGGCCAGAGUUCCCUCACCUGCCGGCUCAUACUCCAGUCUACUGUCUGCCUACUCCAACCACACAUCUGAUUCUACACCGAGGACAUCAACAAACUCUGCCAAUGAAGUGGGUUCCAUUGUUCCAUCCAAAGAUUCUCAUUCAGCGUCGUCGCCCACAAUAGGAAACGAGGCUCGCAUUCAGUCGCAAACACUUCCGUCACUGCCAUCCGACCAACAUGCUCAAACACAAAAACCCAGCACUUUUACUCACCAGAUGUUUAAAGAAGACCUCGAAGAGCUACCACCUCCACCGCCUCUGAAAGAUGCCCAGCGGCUUGCUAGACCGCAAACGCCGACGAGUCUGCAGAUAUCAUCAUCGUCUGUCCAACCACCAGCAUCCACGCACACGGCCGCAUCCCCGCUAGUAGAUAACAGUUCUCCACAGGAUCAGCUCUGGAGAAGAAGAUCACUAAAAGCCGAGAAAAAAGUUGACGUUCCUGAACUCAACCUUGCUUCCAGCAACGGAUCCACCGCUGCAUCCAAACAAACGCCACAGCCACCUUCACAGCAGCCUCACUCUUCACAACCGCAAGAGCAACCUCCCCCGUCCACGGCACAACGUGCCCCACCACCCCAAAAUUUUGCAGGUGGAUUGCCAGGGCGAAACAUUCGGCCGGUGCAUCCGAGUGAGCAGGCGGUGCCGCAGAUCGAGGUCAAUAUGGGACAAGAAGUGUCCCAUGUGAAGGACAAGUUGAGGAGGAAGGGCAGCCAAAGUCCGCCGAUCGAAAAGGCUUCCAGUCCUUCCAGCUCGUUGCCGGUUGUGUCGCCAUUAUCCGCCCGGCGAUUGCCGACGCCAGAAUACGGGGCGAAUGAUGUCGAAAGUCCCGUGAUGGCCAUGGCCGUGUCGCCAAUAUCGCCGGCGAUUACCCCAGAGUUGCCGAGUGAGCAAAGGCCGGUGCCGCCGCCGCCGCCUUCUGUGUCACGAAGCGCGCUCGGCCCCCCUCCGGAGCACGCAUUACGACAAGCUAGAAGCAGUCCCAAUUUGGCGCCCAAGGCCAGCAACGGGGGAUUUAAUGGUCGCUCACCAAACGGUUUGCCAUCUUCGCCUGUGCCUAGCCGUGACCGGUUCGCGAGCCCCCCGCACUCGGCCCGCUUCCGAGCCGACUCUGGUUCUGGGCUUGGACCGAACCGACGGGAUCCUGCAGGUUCGUAUCUGGAAUUGCAGCCACCGUUUCAAAGGCAACCGCAAUCACGACCCCAGAGCCCGGCUUGGGGUGGCAAGCCCGUGUCUGAAGAUGGAUCAGUCAUUACGCUCCGAGCAGCACCGCCAGCAAUCCGACCAGAGUUAUUGGAUCAUCCCCUCCGGGAACACGACCCAAACGCACCAGAUGAGACGGAUAACCCUGGGGCGGGGUUGUUUCCCAGAAACUGGUUCACGCCUGCGCCGGCAGAGGAGAUACUGGAUGCUAGGCCGUUGCAGGAGAAGCAUUUUCGGUGUAUUACUAGCCAUAGGAUCAUGACGGCGGGGAAGCAAAAGAAUAAUCCGAUUGCGUGCCGGACGUGUGGGCACAAGGAUCGGAAUGCGGAGUGUUAUAUUUGUAGUGCGUGUUAUUUGAAUGUUUGUUCGGGGUGUGUGGGGUUGUUGAAGAGGAGUCGAGGGGAUUUGGGGGUGGUGAUCAAGGCUGUUGGGGAGAAGGGGAGGGGGGAGGGGGGUGAUGUGUGA